Molecule: messenger RNA, 600 nt
Organism: Rhipicephalus sanguineus (brown dog tick)
Lineage: Eukaryota; Metazoa; Arthropoda; Arachnida; Ixodida; Ixodidae
Product: estradiol 17-beta-dehydrogenase 8
Exons: 2
Coding region: 118-594 (158 amino acids)
Source: RefSeq, a predicted model, not a curated record
GCGCUAGGAGUGGAUAUCGGCGACUGUUCAUCUGUUGAGACGCUCUUCAACAACAUUCGCUGCGCAUCCUCACUGCCUCUCACUAUCGUUGUCAACAGCGCCGGAAUUCAUGCUGCAAUGCCUCUCGUCGACUGCACGGACGAACUGUUUGACGACAUCAUCAGGGUCAAUCUUAAGGGUGCAUUUCUGGUGACCAGGGGUGCCGGCCGCGAGAUGAUUCGCACAGGAAAGGAGUUACCCGAGGGAGGUGCAUCGAUCGUCAAUGUAUCCAGCAUUGCAGCCAAGGGCGGCUGGAGUGAGGCCUCGGCUCAUGCCGCUUCCAAGGCCGGCGUUAUUGGGCUCACCAAGUCGUCGGCGCAGGAACUAGCCGCGCAUGGUAUCCGCUGCAACGCUGUGCUUCCUGGAUGGACUGAUACACCUAUGGCAGCGCCUCUGCCCGAUGAACAAAAGGCCGCUGUCUGCGCCAUGUCAGCGCUCAAGAGAGCCGCCCAUCCUCGCGAGAUUGCUGAGGCCAUCAAGUUCCUAUGUUCACCCACGGCCAGCUCUUACAUAACGGGAGCCGCGCUUGAAAUCACUGGUGGACUGAAAAUGUGAACAUAU